This is a messenger RNA of Protopolystoma xenopodis, 822 nucleotides long. The record is from the annotation of a GenBank genome assembly. NCBI's taxonomy places the organism in Eukaryota, Metazoa, Platyhelminthes, Monogenea, Polystomatidea, Polystomatidae.
CCAGAUGUCUCGCAGCGCAGUCUUGAGAUCGAGAUUGCCCUUGAAGACGCGGCGAAUCGGCCAAGAUGGCCUCUUUCGCCCGGCUUGUGUGCACCCACAGAGUGUGGCGAAGAUGUCAACACCGACCAGUUUGCCUCACAGUCGAGGCAUUGGGGUUUAACGCCUUUUUUCGACCCGAUCCCUCCUUUGGGCAUUGCGGCAAAAAACGUCAAUCUCCUCCAAUUAUCGGCCCAUGUAGCGGCGUGCGUGUGGACAGGCGCGGAGAGACGGACCUACACGCGAAUUUACUCGAUCUCCCGCCUCACCGGUUGGACAACUGUUUAUCUUAUCCAUCACCUGUUCGUGGUCGGGUUGCCCACUUGGAUGGCCUCGGAGGGGAGGCGAGUGGGCCGGAAAGUGGGAAAAUCUGGUGGGGACGACGGUCCCCCGGUCGCGAAGUGGCACCGAAGCGUGACUGGAUGGCCUGAUUGGCUGUUCUCAUCAUCUCGACCCGCCUCGAAUAUGCGCUCAGACUCCGAGCGUCAACUGGCUCCAAUCUCGGCGGGUGAUUCGCCUCGACUGGAGGACGUCGAAUCGCCCAAUAGUGAUGAGCAUUCAGCCAACUGGGCUAAUGCAUGUUGGGUAAGUGACAGGCUGAUGAUCCUGUCCGGGACUCGACUCAACGACCUGCCGACCCGAGGCAGAGCCAGACUGCCCAACGGGCAGGAACAGUCGAGUGUCUCAGGCGACCGUUGUCUGCAUGGCAGCACCAGCCUCUGGGCCUUCUGCAUGUCAGGAGACACGAAGUUAUCCGAGUUGGGACAGUUUGCUGUCGGAACAUGA